AUUUCGCAAAAGCCUUUGACUCUGUUGACCAUGGUAUAAUCUUGGCGAAACUCAAGCAACUUGGUGUGUGUGGACGCAUUCUUGAAUGGUUCAAAGACUACUUAACUGACAGGACACAAAGAGUUGUCAUUGAUGAUGUUACCUCAAGUUGGUCUUCUUUUAGGUCCGGCGUGCCUCAAGGAAGCAUACUCGGCCCUCCGUUGUUCGUCUUAUUUAUAAACGAUUUACCGAACAUCAUUCCUUCCCGAAGACUCAGAUGCUGUCUUGUAUGCCGACGAUGCGAAGACUUUCCGAAAAAUAACCUUAACACACCUAACCCCAUGGAGCAACACCAAUAACAUCAAAUUCAACCAACUAAAUGCAAAGUGUUAACUGUGUCCCGCAAAAAGAAACCCACCACCUUUGCUUACCACCUUGGCUCAACCAACCUCCAUCACGUUCAAGAAGAAAAAGAUCUUGGGGGUAAUUAUGACUGGAAAACUGUUGGAAUUACUUCGAAGAACAUGCCGCCUCCUUACUGAUGUCAGAGUUCGUCGCACCCUGUAUCUAUCCCUCGUUAAAUCCCAGCUAUGCUAUGCCAACGAGGUUUAGGCUCCACACAUCCAUCUGGGAGCGACCAGAUGGAUGUUGAGACAACGUAAAGGCGAUUCCAGCUACAGUGAACGUUUGACAAAAUUGAAAUAAUUGCCGUUGUGUUAUGAUCGAGAGAUGAGAGAUCUGAUUUUUUUUCUACAAAGCCCAUUAUGGUAUAACCAAUCUUGAUGUCCACAACUAUGUUUCUUUUGUUCCUCACAACCGAACCCGUCACAGCAACAAUCCAAACCUCAUACUCAAGACUCCCUGCUGCAAUACAUCCACCUACCAGGCAUCAUACUUCAAUCGAAUUGUGAAAUUGUGCAACUGUGUUUGCAGUUCAGCUACACCAGAUACAGAGGCGCACAUUAGGGGGGGGGGGGGUGACGCUCCCCCCCCCCCAUGUUUUUCGAAAUGUAUCAAAAAAGUCGGUCCCGGAACCUGAAUGGGACAAAAAAAGUCGAUCCGGCUAAAAUCUAAAAGAUAUCAUUUUGUGUCGAAAAAAAGAAAUAAGCGGGCAUUUUGGAAAUGAAAAUUGCCUAAAAAAAACAAAAACGCAUAACAAACCAAGAGAUCGAUCAUAUUAUACUAGCAGCAAAUAAUCAACUUCCGCGUUGCAGCAGUUCAGCCAACGUAAUGCGAUCAGAUUACCUCAAGCCCCCUGUUGGAAAGUUGUUAGGUUUUCAAUAAUUAGUUGAUAGACAUUAUAUAUUAAGUAAUCGAAUUUGAACUUUUAAUUGUUGAACAUUUAUAUAUAGCAGGGCAUUGAGAAAUAUGCAGUAAUGAGAUCAAGAUAAAAUACGGAUGAUAUAAACGAAGAUACAAAUGGGAUAAUAACAAAAGCUAAAAUCAGCGAGUUAGAACGACAACGUAAAACAUUGGACGACAAAUUGCAAGAAGUGCAUGAUUUAAAGUUGCGUAUUCAAGAGGCAAAACUGAGAGAAGGCGUUAAACCAGAAGAGGUUCGCGCAUGGACAGACGAAACAAAAGCGAACGAUAUAGUACCUAUCGAGGAGGCGAUCUCUGAGUUAGAGACGGUAAUUACAACUACGAAAGGAAAAGAACUGCGUCGAAAGGAGAACUUGGCCGCUCAA
This is a messenger RNA of Paramuricea clavata, 1667 nucleotides long. The record is from the annotation of a GenBank genome assembly. NCBI's taxonomy places the organism in Eukaryota, Metazoa, Cnidaria, Anthozoa, Malacalcyonacea, Plexauridae.